Messenger RNA from Tauraco erythrolophus (red-crested turaco), 1736 nucleotides. The record is from RefSeq and is a predicted model, not a curated record. NCBI's taxonomy places the organism in Eukaryota, Metazoa, Chordata, Aves, Musophagiformes, Musophagidae.
AUGACCACGGAGACUUUUGCAGAGUUCCUGAAUAAGCUCAAGGAAAUCCAUGAGAAAGAGGUCCAAGGUCUGCAAAGCAAGCUGACGGAGCUGACGACGGAGAAGUGCUGUGAUGCUCAGAGAAUUGAAGAGUUGUUUGCUAAAAAUCACCAAUUAAGAGAACAACAGAAAGUCCUUAAAGAAAAUGUGAAGGUGUUAGAAAACAGGCUGCGAGCGGGUCUCUGCGACAGAUGCAUGGUCACCCAGGAGCUGGCAAAAAAGAAGCAGAAUGAGUAUGAGACCUCCCAUUUCCAGAGCCUGCAGCACAUCUUCGUCCUCACUAAUGAGACGAACCGCCUGAGGGAAGAGAACAAAACUCUCAAGGAAGAACUGAAGAGGCUCCAGAACCUGGAUGACAGGACAAAGCACCCAGGAGUCACCUCCAGAGAAAGCAGCUCCAAGCCCAGCUCCCCCUUGGCUUUACUGUCUCCAGCAAACAGGAAUGCCAACACGGAGAAAGCAGCUCACAGGGGAGCAGAAGCAGCCCACCCUGAUGUGCCAGACCUCGAGCUCGGAGAAGAAAAGCCUGCAGGACAGAGCAGGUCUCCAAGCAGUAGGACUUCUCCAAGCACUGUCCUCCAAGAAGUCAGCCUUGCAGAAAUGGUGUCCCAGAGGAUCUCCAACCAGCUGCAUGGAACCAUUGCCCUGGUGAGACCCGGCUCCAAACCCUGCCUCCUGGAGAAGAGUCCUUCGAGGGCACCAGCGUCCCCACCAGCAAGGAAGACUCCUCUCCCAAUGCCAGAGCGGGAGCACAGCCCCAGCCUUGAGGGUUAUUUAACAGCCACCAAACCCAACUCCCCCAAGGUUGCUCCAUCCUAUGAAAACCUAAAACUGACUGCCCGGAGAGAGCAGCUCUGUCUUCUCCAGAAGCACCUUUCCCUGCACCAGCUGGGGCUGCCAAGCAGCUGUCCGUGCCAGCCAGGCCGGCGGGCGGACGGAGACGUGGAGCCCGUGCCCAAGGAGCGGCCCCUUUCCCCAUGGCUGAGCGUCACGCCGGGAUGCAAGGAGGAAAGGUCCUUCCUGGAGGAUGCCAUGGAUGGGAAGGAAGAGAAGGAGCUUUGGCUGAGCAGAGACGGCUCCGAACUCCGAGAAAAGGCAGAGGCGGUGAGGGACGAUGGUGGAGAUGCGCCGCUGGAUCUGUCGGACUCCAGCCGUGGCAGGGAGACGGGCUGGAGACACGGGGCAGAACAGGACAACUUGCGCUUCCCCUACCACCAGCCCAACGCUGCCCAGGCACUGCCUGGUGCUGUCAAGGAGGAAGAGGAGGAGGAGGAUGAAGCUGUGCUUGCACUCUCACGGGCACAUCCGACCAACAAGUCCGUGCCAAGCGACCCACGGACCCUUCCAGAGAGCAGGGCAAGGCUGGCUGUCGCUGCACAGAAGGAAGAACCAGAUGAUGAUGACGCUGAGUCUGGGAAGCAGGAAUCUGAUGAGCCAGACACGACGGACAGCGAGGGGGCUGCCCCGUGUGAAGACGAUAUCCUACAAGAAGCCCAGGCUGACGGGAGAUAUUUCUGCACCAAAGACAAAGCUCAUGCGCUGCAAAAGAAGAGAAAAAGAGGACAGGAUCCCUGGACAAAAGGAGCUAAGAAGUCAAUGAGAGGAAGAAAGAAAGCCAAAGCAGAGCAGUGCCCAGCAGGGAUCACAAAGGAACUGGAGAACUGCUCCACUUCCCACAACGAUGCCUCCGAGGGGCG